AUGUGGGGCUCGAAAAUUCUAGGGACACAUAUCUGGGAUCUCACAGUCGCAGAACUGCAGACAUUCAGCGCGAUUGUCUAUGUCAUAAACAUCAUUGGUGUGAUGACGCCUUCACUCGCCAAGACAGCUUUGCUGCUCUCCUAUCGAAAAUUAUGGCUCGUUGAAUGGUUCAAAGUAGUCACGGUUCUGAUUAUAGCAUUUAUCUUCAGCUACAGCUCGGCAGAGAUUCUAGCUUUUUCAUUCGCGUGCGAUCCCAUUAAGCAGGGCUGGGAUGUCCGUCUCACCACAGGACAUUGCGUCACCAAAGAUGCCCUAGCCAUUUGCACGGCUGCUUUCAGCGCGACGACGGACGUGCUAAUCUUCAUCCUACCCAUACCUAUGGUCUAUAAUCUCCGUCUACGACCCUAUCAGAAAGCCGGCAUGUUGUUAGUCUUUGGGAUUGGAUCUAUAACUUUGAUUGUCAGUGUGGUUUUUCUCUGCUUUUACAUUCCCUUGGUACGGAAUAAAACCAAAGAUCCCACUUGGGAUGUCUCCAGGAUAGCAGCCAUGGUGACAGUCGAAGCGAAUCUGGUAUUGAUAUGCGGUUGUUUUCCCGCGCUGAAACUCUUAAUCAGACGCCUCGCGCCCAGACAAUUUGGGACUGAGCGAUCUCGCAGAUCUGCUAGGGCUGGUGGUGGUGGAGGAGGAGGAGGAGGAGGAGGAGGUGCAAAUUUCAUCCCACCUUCGUGGGAAUCGGAGUUAUCUCAUGUCUCGACUGGGAAGACUGGUGAGAGCAAGGAGACGUCUGGGAGUGCAGCACCUGCAAAAAAUUCUGUAGCGGCGAGGGUGUUCGAUUUUGAUGGUGGAGGAAUAUGUAACUAUGACGGUGUUUCGGUCGAUGAGGCUGGCAAUGUAGUGCUGAGGCAGGUCAUUCCUGAUCCCUGA
This is a messenger RNA of Ramularia collo-cygni, 924 nucleotides long. RefSeq lists its product as uncharacterized. The transcript has 6 exons. NCBI's taxonomy places the organism in Eukaryota, Fungi, Ascomycota, Dothideomycetes, Mycosphaerellales, Mycosphaerellaceae. The coding region runs from base 1 to 924 and encodes 307 amino acids. The record is from RefSeq and is a predicted model, not a curated record.